AGUGUCUCCUCUCCACCGCUACACUUACUGCAUCUUAAGCAGCUGCUGUCAAGGGACAAACCGAGAGGUGAAACCCCAGCUGUCACGUCCUAAAUACUAGAGGAAUAUGCUUUAUAAACCGUAACAUUUUCAGAAGACGGAACUACAGGAUUACAUCAUCCCAGGCAGCUUUCCCCCUUCAGCCCAUCAUGUUAUCCAGACUGAGGACAACUCUGUCCCUGAGGCCUUGUGUUUCUGCCUGCAGAUGGGCACACACCAAAGAAAAGGGCAAACCCCUCAUGCUCAACCCUCGUACCAACAAGGGCAUGGCCUUCUCAUUACAGGAACGGCAGAUUUUGGGAAUACAUGGGCUCUUGCCUCCCAAAGUGGAGACUCAAGACACUCAAGCCAUGCGUUUUCAGAAUAAUCUAAAGAAAAUGACAGACCCAUUAGAAAAAUACGUCUACUUAAUGGGCAUCCAGGAAAGAAAUGAGAGACUCUUCUAUAGAGUUUUAAUGGAAGACAUAGAAGAACUGAUGCCAAUAGUCUACACUCCCACAGUAGGACUGGCCUGUACACAGUAUGGACAUAUUUUUAGAAGACCCAAAGGUUUGUUCAUCUCCAUCCGAGACAGAGGACACGUUCGCUCCAUCAUAGACAACUGGCCAGAGACCAGUGUGGCAGCUGUAGUAGUGACUGAUGGAGAGCGUAUUUUAGGAUUAGGUGACCUGGGCGUUUAUGGCAUGGGCAUCCCUGUAGGAAAACUCUGCCUCUACACUGCCUGUGCAGGAAUCAGACCUGAGAAGUGUCUGCCAGUGGUGAUAGAUGUCGGUACAGACAAUGAGACUCUCCUCAAAGAUCCUCUGUACAUGGGCCUGUACCAGAAACGAGACCGUUCCCAAGCGUACGAUGAUCUGAUCGAUGAGUUCAUGGAAGCGGUGGUGGACAAAUAUGGACAGGACACACUGAUCCAAUUUGAGGACUUUGGGAACCACAAUGCCUUCCGUUUCCUUAGGAAAUACAGGGAGAAAUACUGCACGUUCAAUGAUGAUAUUCAAGGCACUGCCUCUGUAGCUCUUGCUGGUUUGUUAGCGGCACAGAGAGCUGUUGGCAAACCCAUCACCGAACAUCGGGUGCUCUUCCUGGGAGCUGGAGAGGCUGCUCUUGGUAUUGCCAAUCUGAUUGUCAUGGCCAUGAUGGAGUCGGGGAUGACUCAAGCAGAGGCCAGAAAAAAAAUCUGGAUGUAUGACAAACAUGGGUUAUUAGUAAAGGAUAGACCCCAGGAGACUGAUGCUAACCAGGAGGCAUUUGUCCACGACAGUCCAGGAAAUGUACAGAGCUUCCUGGAUGCUGUCAACACCAUCAAACCCACAGCUAUCAUAGGCGUGUCAGGCGCUGGAAGACUAUUCACCCAUGAUGUCCUCAAAGCCAUGGGAACUCUGAAUGAGCGGCCAAUCAUCUUUGCCCUGAGUAACCCAACCAUUAAAGCAGAGUGCACAGCGGAGGACGCCUACACACUGACUGAUGGUAGAUGUCUUUUUGCCAGUGGCAGUCCAUUUGGUGCAGUAACCCUUAACGACGGCCGUGUGUUCACUCCUGGACAAGGGAAUAAUGCUUACAUCUUCCCAGGUGUGGCCCUGGCUGUUAUCCUGAGUGGAGUCAGACAUAUUAGUGACACAGUAUUCUUAGAGGCUGCAAAGACUCUUGCAGAGCAGCUGACAGAUAAAGAGCUUGCAGAGGGCAGACUCUACCCUCCUCUCUCCAACAUCAGAGAGGUCUCGGUCCAGAUGGCCAUCAAGGUGAUGGAGUACGUCUAUGCAAAAGGCAUGGCAUUCCGUUACCCUGAGCCAGUGGACAAGAACGCUUUUGUACGUUCUACUGUGUGGAACACCGACUACGACUCCUUCCUGCCAGACACCUACGACUGGCCUGGUGUCUGCUUUAGCCCCCAAAAGUAACAAGCAGUAGAACAAACCAAUGACUCACAGUCCCAUGUCACAAUGUCUUUUUCUUCUUUUGUUUUCCACUUAACCCUUAUUUGCAGAUCUUUUGAGAUGAUGAAGAUGCAGAUGUGUUUUCAUGAAAAAGUCUGCCUCUUACUGCUGCAUUUUGUAUUACAUCAGUCUUAUUAGAUCUGCAGAAAGCUAGAGUGGAAAGGAGCACUUAAAUGAGAAGGGCAUUUGAAUGGGAAUUCUUUGUGCAUCACAUCGCAGUAUUUCAUCACCUUUGCAUGACAUGAACCAGCUCCACCUGGUGGCGGAAAAUGGCAAUAUGGAUAUCUGGUUUCUGGUUGACAACAUAACAAAACACCAAAGUCACAUUAACACCCAUGAUCUGUAGCUGCUCUAAGUGCUUUCCAACCAAGAAGCAAAUCAAAUACCAAAUAUACAUCAAGCAAAUAGAACAUAAGGUUGAUUCAUUCACACUUUGUAGUAGAAACAUUUGCAACACUCCUGUAAGUUAAAUAAGAGGCAGAAGUGACUCCAUUUCUUCUUUUCCAUGUGUUUUUAUUCCUUAAUU
Sphaeramia orbicularis (orbiculate cardinalfish) is the source of this 2499-nucleotide messenger RNA. RefSeq names its product malic enzyme 2, NAD(+)-dependent, mitochondrial (gene me2). NCBI's taxonomy places the organism in Eukaryota, Metazoa, Chordata, Actinopteri, Kurtiformes, Apogonidae. Gene Ontology annotation, biological process: malate metabolic process; pyruvate metabolic process. Gene Ontology annotation, cellular component: mitochondrion. The transcript is spliced from 15 exons. Gene Ontology annotation, molecular function: malate dehydrogenase (decarboxylating) (NADP+) activity; NAD binding. The coding region runs from base 189 to 1937 and encodes 582 amino acids. The record is from RefSeq and is a predicted model, not a curated record.